GGUUCUACCCCGACUCCAGGUGUCCGUUUUCCCCUGGGGUUCUGCUUCGGGCUUUGAACUAGUGCAUUUUCUUUGCAAAAGCCCCCUUUCUGAUGGAAACAUGCAGUGGUUAGAAAGGAAGAAAUUAUCUUCCUAAAGCUGACAUCAUGCCACUGGCUUACCUCAUCCGGGGGCUCCUUGCUGUUAGUGUCACCUCCUCAGCCACUGCAGGAUUCAGUUCAAUAGCUGAAAAUGAAGAUGCCCUCCUCAGACAUUUAUUCCAAGGUUAUCAGAAGUGGGUUCGUCCUGUACUAAAUUCCAAUGACACCAUAAAAGUAUAUUUUGGAUUGAAAAUAUCUCAGCUUGUAGAUGUGGAUGAAAAGAACCAGCUGAUGACAACAAACGUGUGGAUCAAACAGAGAGGAGAUGGAAUAGGCUGUUCUAGAGUGAGCACAAGGUCUAUAGGCUUUAGAAAUACCCAUGAGACCAGAGGCACUGAAACCAUGGAAUGGAUAGACUACAAAUUACGCUGGAACCCUCCUGAGUAUGGUGGAAUUCGUUCAAUUAAAGUCCCCUCAGAAUCUCUCUGGCUUCCUGACAUUGUUCUCCUUGAAAAUGCUGAUGGCCGCUUCGAAGGCUCCCUCAUGACCAAGGCCAUCGUGGGAUGGAACGGGACCGUCACUUGGACCCCACCUGCAAGUUACAAAAGCUCCUGCACCAUGGACGUCACCUUCUUUCCGUUUGACCGGCAGAACUGCUCCAUGAGGUUCGGGUCUUGGACUUACGAUGGGACCAUGGUUGACCUUGUUUUGAUAAAUGAAAAUGUUGACAGAAAAGACUUCUUUGAUAAUGGAGAGUGGGAAAUCCUCAAUGCAAAGGGGGUGAAGGGGAACAGAAGAGACGGUGUAUACUCCUACCCAUUCAUCACUUACUCUUUCGUCCUGAGGCGCCUGCCGCUGUUCUACACCCUCUUUCUGAUAAUCCCCUGCCUGGGGCUGUCUUUUCUGACAGUUCUCGUGUUCUAUUUACCGUCCGAUGAAGGAGAAAAACUUUCCUUGUCAACCUCUGUCUUGGUUUCCCUGACGGUUUUUCUUUUAGUCAUUGAGGAAAUAAUCCCAUCUUCUUCCAAGGUCCUCCCUCUCAUCGGUGAAUACCUGCUGUUCAUUAUGAUUUUCGUCACGCUGUCCAUCAUUGUUACUGUUUUCGUAAUUAAUGUUCACCACAGAUCUUCCCCAACCUACCACCCUGUGGCGCCCUGGGUGAAGAGGCUCUUUCUGCAGAAACUCCCAAAAUUACUUUGCAUGAAGGACCACGGGGAUCGCUACCCUUUCCCGGAUGGAGAGGAGAGUCAGCCCGCCGUGAAAGGGAGAGUCCCAGAGAAAAAGCAGCAGAUGCAGAUUAGUGAUGGGGAGAAAGUUCUGGCUGCUUUCUUGGAAAAGGCUGCUGAUUCCAUAAGGUACAUUUCCAGGCAUGUGAGGAAAGAGCAUUUUGUCAGCCAGGUAGUGCAAGACUGGAAAUUUGUAGCUCAAGUUCUCGACCGCAUCUUCCUUUGGCUCUUUCUGAUUGUGUCGGUCACAGGCUCCAUUCUGAUUUUCACUCCUGCUUUGAAGAUGUGGCUGCAUAGUCACCACUAGGAAUGAGGGUCCUGAGCAAUGUACCAUAACGACAAACUCCCUCAUAGAGCUGGCAGCCGCCUGGCCUGUAUAUACUAACACCCACAUGCACGUGCUCAGGUGGAGGGCCUGUGUCAUCCUCGGGGAAACUGAGCCCUGAUAGUUGUGGUUUUACCAUUAGAGUGAGUAGGGUUUAAGUAAACAGACUCUUCUCAGGCUGCGCCCUGGCUUCCCA
This is a messenger RNA of Manis javanica (Malayan pangolin), 1827 nucleotides long. Lineage: Eukaryota; Metazoa; Chordata; Mammalia; Pholidota; Manidae. The record is from RefSeq and is a predicted model, not a curated record.